CCCUUUGGUAAACUAAUGUCCAAAGACUUUUGAAGCUUCCAGUCAACCAACCCCCUCUUGCUCUUGCUAUUGCUCUUGCUCUUGGUUUGAAUCUGAUUAGGUGCUCAAUCUUUCACAAACAUAUCCAUCUCUUUUCUUCCUAAUCGAUGGAGGUUGCAGGGAUCUUUCUGGAGCCGAUCAUUCAGGCGCUGCUUGACAAGUUGGUCUCUCCGGCGGUGUCAAACUAUGCCCGUCGUGAGGGAAUCGAUGCUCAGUUGAAGAAGUUGGAGAAAAUGUUGCCAGCUAUUCGUGCUGUUCUGGCUAACGCAGAGGACAAGCAAUUGGAAAAUGAUGCUGUUGUCAAAUUGUGGAUGGACGAGCUCACGGACUUGGCUUACGAUUUGGAUGAUUUGCUGGACGACUUGGCUACUCAAACUUUGGGACGAGAGCUGAUCAAGCCACAAUCUCAUGCUAGCACCAGUACUACUAGUAAGGUACGACAACUCAACCCUCUCAAGCGUUAUCAUAAUAUGAAGUCCAAAAAAGAUAUGAAGUCCAAGAUAGAGGACAUCACUAAAAGAUUAGAAGAUAUUGAAAAACAAAAGAGUAUCCUGAAUUUGAAAGAGAAUGCUGAAGUGAUUGGGUUCAAGACAACAAGAGGAGGACGGGAAACGACUUCUUUCGUCUACAACUCUGAAGUUUGUGGCAGAGAACAAGAUCAAGAGGCUAUCGUUGCGGAGUUGUUGAAGGAUGAAAUUAGUGCUGACAAUUUCUCUGUCAUUCCCAUUGUGGGCAUGGGAGGCAUUGGUAAGACUACUCUCGCUCAGCUGGUCUACAAUGAUGAACGUGUAGAGGGUCGUUUUGAUCUCAAGGCAUGGGUUUGUGUUUCUGAUGAUUUUCAUGCAUAUGUUCAUAGAGUGACAAAGGCAAUUCUUCAGGAAGUCACUUCAGGAAGUCACGAUUCCGUGUCUCUGAAUAUGCUUCAACAGAAACUGAAGGAGAACUUGUCAGGGAAGAAGUUUCUUCUUGUUUUGGAUGAUGUUUGGAGCGACAAGUAUGAAGACUGGCAGCUCCUAAAACUUCCUUUUAAGGUUGGGGCACCUGGGAGCAAAAUUAUUGUCACAACUCGCCAUGAAAGCGUUGCAUCAACCAUGACUCUGUCUCAGGCUUACCAACUAAAAGGUUUGUCCAAUGAUGAAUGUCUAUCUUUAUUUGCCCAUCAUGCACUCGAGAAAGAAAACUUUGAUGCAGAUCCAAGUCUAAAAGGAAUUGGUAUGGAAAUAGUGAGUAAAUGUAAAGGCUUGCCCUUGGCUGUAAAGACACUAGCAGGCCUCUUCCGGAAUAAACGCCAAAGUAGUGAGUGGGUAGACAUAUUGAAUAGCAAGAUAUGGAAUUUACCCGAACAAAGUGGUGGUAUUCUUCCAGCCCUUCAAUUGAGCUAUCAUCAUCUCCCAUCUCAUUUGAAGCAAUGCUUUGCCUACUGUGCAACAUUUCCAAAAGACUAUGAAUUUGACAAAGCUGAGCUAGUUCUAUUGUGGAUGGGGAUAGGCCUUUUGCAGCAAUCAAAAGAAAAGGAUCGAAUAGAGAAUUUUGGCAAUAAGUGUUUUGAUGAUCUUUUAUCAAGGUCAUUUUUUCAACAAUCUGGUAGUAGUAAAUCAUUGUUUGUGAUGCAUGACCUUCUACAUGAUCUAGCUAUACAUGUUGCUGGAAAAAUAUCUGUUCAGUUGGAUAAGUUGGAGGGUAAUGAGCAAUUUGAAAUUCCUAAACGAGCUCGACACUUGUCAUUUGUUCGUCAAUACUUUGAAGUCUUUCAAAAGUUCAGGCCUCUUUGCAAAGUUCAGCAUCUCCGAACUCUAUUGGCAUUACCAGUUCAGGCACAUGAAUCGGCAUACUUAGCAAAAAAGGUUUUGUUUGAUUUAUUGCCAAAUUUGCAAUGCUUAAGGGUGCUAUCGUUGUCUGGUUAUUCCAUAACUGAGUUACCAGACUCAAUUGGCCAUAUGAAGCAUCUCAGGUAUCUUAAUUUAUCUAAGACUUUAAUUCAAUCGUUACCUGAAUCAAUCAGUACUCUCUACAAUUUACAAACAUUAUUAUUGCGUGGUUGCAAAAAUCUUUGUAUGUUUCCUCCAAACACUGAGAAUUUAAUUAAUCUGCGCCACAUUGACAUUGUUGAUACUGUGGAAUUACGAGAGAUGUCCUCAGGUAUUGGUAGGCUGGAGAAUUUGCAAACACUACCAAAGUUUGUUGUGGGCAGCAAAAAUAAUGGGGCAAGACUGAAUGAGUUGGGGAAUCUGAGCCUUUUAAGGGGGAGUAUUUCUAUUGAAGAGUUGCAAAACAUAAAAGAUGUUCGAGAUGCAAAUGAGGCAAAUUUAAGGAACAAGGAGUGCCUUAAUGAAGUAGAGUUGGCAUGGUGUAGUGAGUUCAAUGAUUCUCGAGAUGAAGACCUCGAAUUGGAUGUGCUUGACACGCUGCAACCACACAUAAACUUGAAAAGGCUCAAAGUUGAGUUCUUCGGGGGCAGGGAAUUCCCAAGUUGGAUAGGCAAUCCAUCCUUUUCUGAAAUGGUGAACUUGAGUCUUAUAGGCUGUAGGAAAUGUAGAUCUUUACCACCACUCCAGCAACUACCGAAGCUCCGAGAGUUAUACAUUGAAGGCAUGCAUGAAGUGCAAAAUUUGGGGGAUGGACUUCCUUUUCCCUCACUGGAGAGGCUAAAAUUUGAGGACAUGCCAGCAUGGAAAGAAUGGUCUUUUUCUAUUUCCAUUGGUGUUGAAGAAUCUCGAAGUCAAUUCCCUUGCCUCCGUGAGCUCAGUUUGCGUGGUUGUCCCAAUUUGAUUACGGUUUCCCCUUUAAGGCUUCCCUCUCUUCAAAAAUUAUACUUGGAAGAGUGUGAGGAGGUGGUGCUAAAAAGUAUAGUUGGUGUGACCUCACUAACUAGCUUGGAAGUUGUGGAUAUUAGAGGACUGUCUCAGCUGGAGGAAGCAUUGGUGCAGUCUUUGGUAGCACUUGAAAGUCUAGUGUUCAAAAAUUGCAACCAGCUGAUGGCUUUGUGGCAAAAUGGCAGCGGGGUUGCACAGAAAAAUAAUCUUGUCCGUUUACAGAGACUGAGAGUUGAGUCGUGCCCCCAACUUGUUUCCUUUGGAGAAGAAUUAGAUGAUGAAGGGCUGCCUUGCAUUAAUCUUCAGGAAUUGUAUGUAAGAGAUUGUGUGAAUCUCGAGAAGUUGCCAAAUGAGCUGGAUAAGCUCACGUCUCUCACAUCUUUAGAGAUUAAUGGGUGUUCGAAACUUGUGUGCUUUCCGAAGGCAGGUGUCCCGCACAUGCUUAGAAGACUUGAGAUAAGAGAUUGCAAUGCAUUGAAGUCCCUGCCUGAAGGCAUAUCUGGUCUCAAGGAUCUUCUUGUUGAUGAUUGCGUGAAUUUGGAGGACUUUAACAUAAAUAAUAAUAUUAUGUCGUCACUUGAAACAUUAAGGAUCGAGAAAUGGCCAAAAGUUGGAAUGUUAGUUGGGGGUUGCGUAAAUAAUAACAAUUUUGCUAGUGUCAGAGAACUUCAUGUCGAGAAUUGCGAUGGUGUGGAGUCCUUGUCGUUCCCAGAAAGAGGCUUACCCAACCUCACAUCACUUCAUGUCUGGAAUUGCGUGAAUCUGAGAUCCUUGCCUUCCACCAACCAGAUUCUUCAAAACCUUGAAUCCCUACGGAUAUGGGGAUGUCCAAGUCUCGAGGCCUUUCCGGAAAGAGGCUGCUGCUUGUCCACCCCCAACUUGAGAUCGCUUUGGAUUAUCGGCUGCAAUAAUCUGAGGUGGUUGCCAAUUGAUCAGAUUCAAAGCCUCGCAUCACUUGAAUCCAUAAAAAUAUGUGAUUGUCCAUGUCUUGGGGAGUUUUUUAAUCAAGGCAAUGGGAACGGGAAUUUGCCCCCCAACCUUAUUCAUCUUACUAUUAGGCGUUGCGGCAAACUGAAGCCCUUGUCAGAGUGGAGUAUGCACAGACUCACCUCUCUUCAAGAAUUCGACAUUGAAGGUGGAUAUCCAGAGCUGGUCUCCUUUCCUCCUGAUCAUGACAAUGAUGAGUACUGUCUAUUUCCUACAACUCUAACCGAUUUAAGCAUUGUGGAUAUGCCGAAUCUGAAAUCCGUAUCAUUAAAGGGCCUCCAAAAUCUCACCUCUCUUCAAUCUCUAUGGAUCCAAGACUGCCCGAAUCUGAAAUCCAUAUCAUCAUCAUCAUCCAAGGGCAAGGGCAAGGGCGGUGGCCUCCAAAAUUUCACCUCUCUUCAACGUCUAAAUAUCAGGUAUUGCCCUAAGCUUCGAUCCUUACCAAAGGAAGGCCUGCCUGCCACGCUUCAAAAUUUAGUUAUCUGGAAAUGUCCACUUCUUGAAAAACAGUGCUCAGGUGACUACUGGCCCAAGAUUGCCCAUAUCCCCUGCGUUGUAAUAAAUGACAGCUAGACUGAACCCGUUACUAUUCUAUAUUCUUGUGUCAGAAUAAUGGUCCACAAUUUUACAUUUAUGGAGUGCUUGUGAUUAAUUAAGUCACACUUUUCGGACUCAGGAAAAGGAAAAGAACUUCCAGUUUGAAUCUCACUCAAUCAAUGAAGGCUAAUACAACAAAUUUAUUUGAGGUUGGGAUGCUAAAUUGGUGAAUGAGUCGGACCCAUGGAUUGAGAAGCAAAUUGUUUACCGGCCGAAGCUUGGGCCAUUGCAGAGAGCGGUGAGGGACAGUCUUUUGGAAGUUGGGGUCUUACCCUUCAAUGGAUUCACCUAUGAUCACAUAAGUGGACCCAAGGUUGGUGGAACCAUUUUUGACAAGUUUGGCCGCCGUCACACAGAUGCAGAGCUACUUGCUUCCGCAAAUUCUGAGAACCGUCAUGUUUUGAUUCAUGCUACAGCACAAAAGAUCAUAUUCAAUGUAACAGGGAAGAAACCCGUGGCCGUUGGAGUGAUCUUCAUGGAUGAAAAUGGGAAACAACAUUGAUUAUUUCUUGCAAAGAGGCCGAGCAGUGAGAUAAUAGUGUCGUGUGGAGCAAUUGGAAGCCCUCAGCUGCUGCUACUCAGUGGCAUUGGACCUAAGGCUGACCUCAAGAAGAUGAACAUUUCAGUGGUGCUUGAUAAUGAGUCUGAUAACCCCUUGAACACUGUUUUAUUCCCGCCAAUCGAUCUGUGGAGCAGACAUGGAUACAAACUGUAGGGAUUACCAAGAUGGUGUUGCGUUGAAGGUAUUCGUAUCGUGGAGAAGCUUGUGAGCUCCAAACACUUCACAAACUUCGCACUGUUUGAUAGACAAUCAGUGGCCAUGCCGCUCAACACAUUAAUGAAACAGGGUCAUUGGAGCAGUUUUGCAAAGAUACUGUGAUCACAAUUUGGCACUACCAUGGUGGGUGCCUAGUGGGCAAGGUACAUGGGAGUGAAGAUUUUAAGAGAAAGAUUAGGAAGAGCAUCUGGUUUAUAAAGACAGAUCAAGACCAACUAAGGGCAGAUGCAUUUGUAUGUUGUGACAGGGAAAAUGUAAUUUUGUUAGUCUAAUUCUUAGUGCAAUUGUAUGUAGAGAUAGGCUUGUCAACAAUCAAUAUAGGUGUUCAGUUCUUUUGUAUCUAUGGUUUGUAUAAGAACCAAAUUUUAUUUAUGAAGUCACCUGUUGGUCUUUUUGCUGAUUCA
Cornus florida is the source of this 5618-nucleotide messenger RNA. RefSeq names its product putative disease resistance RPP13-like protein 1. Gene Ontology annotation, biological process: defense response to other organism. The record is from RefSeq and is a predicted model, not a curated record. The transcript is spliced from 7 exons. Lineage: Eukaryota; Viridiplantae; Streptophyta; Magnoliopsida; Cornales; Cornaceae. The coding region runs from base 147 to 4412 and encodes 1421 amino acids. Gene Ontology annotation, molecular function: ADP binding; protein binding.